AUGAAGGGCGACGACCCAGACCAGAUAGUCAUCAAGUACUACCCGAGCUCCGUCCCGAAGGAACAGCCGAUAAGCAGCGACGAUGGUGGCAGUGACGGUCUGACUACGGGCCAAAUCGCCGGCAUCGUGGCGGGAGGCGUUGGCUUGCUCAUCAUCGUUCUCGUGGCUGCCUGGAUCAUCAUUCGCCAUCUCAACAAGGUCGUCAAAGCAGUCGAGACCAGCAACAGGGGCACAUCGACAGGAACCAAGUCACGACCAUCGAUGUACCAGUUCAAGCCGACGCCAUCCGAGGUGGAUGACAUGAGCGUCGACCCCCUUAUGAUGUCCCCGCGGCCAUCCCACCGCAGACACGAUUCCGACACGACGGCCCACACUCAUGGUCUUGGAAGCCCGGAUUUUACACCGCCCUACCGAGGCACGCCUAGCACGAUCGGCGACUAUCAAGCCGUCCCCCAGGGCUCGGGAUCAGACCGGCACGCAAGUUACGACUCCACGUACAACGGGGGCUACUUCGACAUGGCGCCGGAUCGUAGUCAGCGCGUCAGCCAGGGAUCGAGUGCCUGGAUCGGCGUGCACCGCCAAAGCACGGAUUCGCAGGGCACAUACGCUCAUCUCCGCCAUUAUAGUAACGCGAGCGAGGCGAGCAGCGACGGCAUGCAGGAGCUUGACGCGACGCCUUACGUCCCUGAACUGGCGGCCACACCAGUACCGGACGGUCGUAGGCGAUCAUCCAGCGGCCUUUCGGGGAUGAGUCGGCCUCCGGCCGUACACCAGCGUCGGCGGAGUAGCGAGGGCGGCGGCAGCGGUGCAAGGAGCAGGAGUGACAGCGCAGCGGCCGGCGGCGGGCUGGGCGUCGUGAGCGAGGAUACCGAGGUCAUUGGGCACUACGGGCCUUCUGAUCGCGGGACAGGCCAGACGGACUCUGGAAGGUGA
Colletotrichum chrysophilum is the source of this 933-nucleotide messenger RNA. RefSeq lists its product as uncharacterized. NCBI's taxonomy places the organism in Eukaryota, Fungi, Ascomycota, Sordariomycetes, Glomerellales, Glomerellaceae. The record is from RefSeq and is a predicted model, not a curated record. The coding region runs from base 1 to 933 and encodes 310 amino acids. The transcript has a single exon.